Molecule: messenger RNA, 2110 nt
Organism: Cucurbita moschata (crookneck pumpkin)
Lineage: Eukaryota; Viridiplantae; Streptophyta; Magnoliopsida; Cucurbitales; Cucurbitaceae
Product: MLO-like protein 6
Exons: 14
Coding region: 76-1866 (596 amino acids)
Biological process (GO): defense response
Cellular component (GO): membrane
Source: RefSeq, a predicted model, not a curated record
CUCAGCUUCCCCCAAUUUAAAUCCCUCUCAGUUUCUUCCUUCGAAUCUGCACUCUCUCUUUCCCAGAAAACCACCAUGGCCGGAGGUGGCGCCGGAAGGUCCUUGGAAGAGACGCCGACGUGGGCCGUCGCCGUCGUUUGUUUCGUUCUGGUUCUGAUUUCCAUAAUCAUCGAACACAUUCUCCAUCUCAUCGGAAAGUGGCUUAAGAAGAAGCACAAACGAGCUCUUUACGAAGCUCUGGAGAAGAUCAAAUCUGAGCUGAUGCUGCUGGGGUUCAUUUCUCUGCUCCUAACGGUCGGACAGAGCUUAAUCACUAAUGUUUGUAUACCCCCAGAAGUCGCCGCCACGUGGCAUCCAUGCAGCCCUAAAAAAGAGCUGGAGUUAACCCAAGCUCAUGACUCAAUCGACUCCGACAAUAGUCGCCGGAAACUUCUCGCCAUGUCCCCUGUUAAUGCCACUUUCCGCCGUGUCCUCGCCGCGGCCGGUGGAUCCGACAAAUGUGCUGAGAGGGGGAAAGUUCCGUUCGUGUCGGAAGGAGGAAUCCAUCAGCUGCAUAUAUUCAUCUUCGUAUUGGCCGUUUUCCAUGUUCUGUACUGUGUCUUAACUUUAGCUUUGGGUAAUGCUAAGAUGAGGAGCUGGAAGUCGUGGGAAAACGAAACGAGAACGGUCGAGUACCAAUUUUCACAUGAUCCAGAACGAUUCCGUUUUGCAAGAGACACGUCGUUCGGGCGAAGACAUUUAAGUUUCUGGACCAAAUCGCCCUUCCUCAUGUGGAUUGUUUGUUUCUUCCGACAAUUUGUUCGGUCUGUUCCUAAGGUUGAUUACUUGACUUUAAGACAUGGUUUUGUCAUGGCACACCUGGCACCGCACAGCGAUCAGAAAUUUGACUUUAGGAAAUACAUAAAGCGAUCGCUGGAAGAAGAUUUCAAGGUGGUUGUCAGUAUCAGCCCACCCAUCUGGUUCUUCGCUGUCCUCUUCCUGCUUUUCAAUACCCACGGGUGGAGGGCUUAUCUAUGGCUGCCAUUUGUGCCAUUAAUUAUUGUGUUAUUGGUGGGGACUAAGUUGCAAGUGAUAAUUACGAAAAUGGGCCUGAGGAUUCAGGAACGAGGGGAGGUGGUGAAGGGAGUGCCGGUGGUCGAACCGGGGGACGACCUGUUUUGGUUCAACCGGCCCCGGCUCAUUCUUUAUCUCAUCAAUUUUGUGCUCUUUCAGAAUGCCUUUCAGCUUGCUUUCUUUGCUUGGACUUGGAAAGAAUUCGGGAUGAAAUCUUGUUUUCACGAGCAUAUCGAGGAUUUGGUGAUCAGAAUAACGAUGGGAGUCCUCGUUCAAAUCCUAUGCAGUUAUGUCACGUUGCCUCUUUAUGCGCUAGUCACACAGAUGGGUUCGACGAUGAAGCCGACGAUUUUCAACGAUAGAGUAGCGACAGCGUUGAGAAACUGGCACCACACGGCUCGCAAACACAUCAAGCAAAAUCGGGGGUCGAUGACGCCGAUGUCGAGCCGCCCUGCUACACCCUCCCACCACAUGUCACCAGUGCACCUUCUCCGCCACUAUCGAAGCGAAUUGGACAGUUUCCAUACCUCUCCUAGAAGAUCAAAUUUCGACAACGACCAAUGGGAUCCAGACUCUCCUUCGCCAUCGCACCAUUUCCACCAUCGUCCUCUCGAUGUCGAAGGCUCCAGUUCCCACAAACACCACUUCCAUCGCAACAUGGAGGUCGGCGAAGCCGAUGUUGACAGGGAUUCACCCCAAAUCGACUCGACGACCCAGACUCCAAAUUCGAAUGCGAAUAAUAACGGUGAGCAGCACGAGAUUGACGUGGGCCCGAAGGAAUUCUCGUUCGAUAGAAGAGUCGAUGGAGUAUGAAGCUAAUUUGAUUUAAUUAAUUUUACUUUUUGGGAUGAAAUUGAAUAGAUGGGGUGAGGCUAAUGAUUGGAGUCAUUCUUUUUAAAAUGAUACAAUUUUGACGCAUUAUUGUGUAAAUUAUACGUCACUUGGGGUGAGGAGAGGAAUGGUGAGGGUAUUAUGGUAAAAACCGAAGGAAAAUGGUUGAGAUUUGUAGAAUAAUUUAUUGUUGGUUGAUGUAAAUGAAAGGUACAUUUUAAUUUUA